This is a messenger RNA of Patiria miniata (bat star), 1506 nucleotides long. RefSeq lists its product as uncharacterized. Gene Ontology annotation, molecular function: catalytic activity. The coding region runs from base 1 to 1506 and encodes 501 amino acids. The record is from RefSeq and is a predicted model, not a curated record. The transcript has a single exon. NCBI's taxonomy places the organism in Eukaryota, Metazoa, Echinodermata, Asteroidea, Valvatida, Asterinidae.
AUGGCAGUAACUGAAACUUGGCUCACUGAUGAGAGCUCGGUUAUCAUCGGUGAACUCACUCCGCCAGGUUACUCAUUCCUGAAUGUGCCUCGAAUAGUCAGCUCCACUAUCCAAACCCUCAACUAUGGAGGGAUCAGCUUACUUUAUAAACUUCCACUUGGCAUGUUCUUUCAGCAUUCAGGCCACACUACCACAACGUUUGAACAUGCGUAUUUCACUAAUAUGAAACGUGAGAUAAACACUGUAGUCAUCUACAGACCACCUCCCUCGCCGAUGAACGGGUUUACCACAUUGCAGUUCCUGAGAGAAUUUGACGGUUUUAUCAGCGUUCUAGCCCUGAACUCACACAGACUCCUGAUUGUUGGUGAUUUCAAUCUGCACAUUGAUGCGCCUUCGCGCUCUGAUGUUUGUCAAUUCAUGUCGUCCGUGUCGGCGGUUGGCUUCAAACAAUUUGUGUCAAGUCCAACACACAGGAGUGGUCAUAUCUUGGACUUGGUCCUCAGCCGCCAGGACGAUAACCUAGUUCAGUCCUGUAGCGUUAAUGAGAACUUGUUAUCAGAUCACCAUGUGUGCUGCAAUCUUCAAAUUUCUAAACCUACGUACCCCGAUACUGUCCGCACUAUGCGGAACUUUCGUAACAUUGAUGUACCCUCGUUCACCAAGGAUAUUGCUGAUGCCAUUGAACCAUGCUUUCAUUCAUCAAACUUGAAUCAGCUGAUCUCUCAAUUCGGCACAUCUGUCACAGGAGUGCUUGAUCGACACGCCCCCCUUCAGACCCGUCACCGCAAAGUCAGAUUGCGGCAGCCAUGGUACAAUGCGGAUAUUCAUGCAGCCCGCAAAAUGAGGCGUUGGAGUGAACGGAUGUGGCGAAAAAGCCAUCUUGAAUCGCACUUCGCAGUCUUUAUGGAUUGGCGGAAACACGUCAAUUGCCUCAUUGAAGCAGCAAAACGAGCGUAUUUCGCCAAAGAACUAAAAAACGCUGACACUAAGAGCAUGUUUCGAACAGUUGGCACCCUACUCAACAAGGACAGCAAACCCCGCCCUUCAUCUGACUCAAGUCAGUCAUUGGCUAAUGACUUCAUCAACUUCUUCACAGACAAAAUAUCUACAAUUCGCAACAACCUGGAGAGUGAGGCUGGCCCAGUCCUACAUAUGCGAAACACAGGGGUGAUACCAGCUUUGGACUUUGAGAUCGCAUCCUGUGAAAAGAUUAGUCAAAUUAUCAGCUCUUUAGCCAAUAAAUCAUGCAGUCUCGACGUUAUUCCAACCUGGUUUCUAAAGGCUAACACUGAUUCAUUUCUUCCGAUUAUUACCCAUAUAGUCAACACAUCGAUUUCUACAGGUUCCUUUCCAGAUUCGCUGAAACAUGCUAUUGUCACUCCAAUCCUCAAAAAGCCGUCGUUUGACAUCAACGAACUUGCCAACUAUCGUCCGGUGUCGAACUUACCUUUUCUUUCGAAGGUCAUUGAAAAGGUUAUCGCUUCUCGCAUUACGACACAUGGAUGA